ACAAUCGGCAACCAGAACCAGCUCACUACAGCGCUGCUAUUGGUUUUUUCAUUGAAGGAGCAAGGACAACUGCUGGGAAGUGCCUGGCUGAUGAGGAUAUCCUCUAAAAGUUAUUCAUUUUCUAAACUUAGUUUAGUUUAGUCCAUUGAAUUAGAUUUUAAAACAAGCACCAUUGAGAACUUCUUGAUCAGAUACACCAACAGAUCAGAGUCUGUUAAUCACUUAGUUUUAAGCAGUUGAAUUCGGUCCAAGGAAGGAUGACAUACAUUUUGAAGCUUUGUGCUUUCGCAAGUUUUCUCUCAAUAGCACUAGGAGAGGAAAUACCAUAUGAAAUACCCAGGGAAGAGUUUUAUAAAGAAACGCCUGAAAAAGAAUUGAAUUUCAACCAGUUUCUGGAGAAGCUUCACAAACAAAUCAAUGUCGACAUCAAAGAAAAACUAACCGAGCAGUUCAAAAUCCACGAAGAUAUGCUUAAUAUUUUAAAAAAAGUUAGAAAGUUGGACGCUUGUUUUGGAUUCAAUCUGGAUCUAAAGGGUUCUAGCAUCGAAAACGUAAAAAUUGGCUUUCCUGACGAAUUUGACUUCGGCUUAGUAAACCAAAGAUGGACAGGCAAGAUCGUGUUGUUGGAGAACGAUAAGACACCUCCUGGUUUUGGUUAUGCAGUCGACAAAGACGAAAAGACCUGCUUGAAAAACUACCUUGCAGAACACACCAAGUACGUCGACCCUGCUAAAGUCCGGGGACGACUUCGAGAACUGGUGGCCAGGGCGAUGACUGACCUUCAAAUGGAUGGAAGAAUCCAGGAUAUAAGAGAGGGAGGGCCAGCGGUCACGUUUGAAGAAAUUACGCCAAACGACAGAAGGUAUCCUUUGAUUUCUAUUGAUUUGGCUAUCGCUAUUGACCUGAGGAAAUGGCCCAGAGAUGCCAGGAUACUUCCUCCUCAUAUAAUGAAUGCUAACGCCCAGUUGGUUCCUAAGGUACUGAGCGAACCGCACACGAAGGUUUGGCAAAUCUCAUUCUCUAAGGUGGAGAAAAGAAUCAUGCAAGAUAUUGACAAUGAUGGUGGGUGUAGGAAAAAAGUACUACAACUUGCUAAACAUUUAAAAACCAGAGCUAUAGGCCAAGGAUUCUUCCUGGCUUCCUACCACUUGAAAAUGACGUUAUUGCACCUAAACAAUAAGAAGAAACAGGCAGAAGACUGGAAACAAAAUAAACUCACAGAUCGAUUCGUGGAUCUAAUAAAUUGGCUUCUGCACUAUCUGAGAAAAGGAAGCUUGCCAAGUUUCUUUAUAAAGGGUUAUGACCUCUUUAAAAACAAGCCAGAUCUUAGAUCAGCUAUUGAAAGUAUCAAACAAGUAAUAGAAAAGAUGCACAACGAUCCAAGCUUUUUGUUACCUGAAAAUGAUAGACUACAGCCUAGACACAAAACUCACCAUAAGAAAUCCAAGAAAAGAUACUAUGUACUGAAUAUCUAA
Actinia tenebrosa (Australian red waratah sea anemone) is the source of this 1475-nucleotide messenger RNA. RefSeq names its product cyclic GMP-AMP synthase-like receptor 1. Lineage: Eukaryota; Metazoa; Cnidaria; Anthozoa; Actiniaria; Actiniidae. The record is from RefSeq and is a predicted model, not a curated record.